Messenger RNA from Triticum turgidum subsp. durum (durum wheat), 969 nucleotides. Lineage: Eukaryota; Viridiplantae; Streptophyta; Magnoliopsida; Poales; Poaceae. The record is from the annotation of a GenBank genome assembly.
AUGGCCUCCCCCUCGCCGUCCCCGCCCCGCCGCACACCCACCACCGGCGGGAGGCAGUCCCCCUUCUUCCGCGACCUCGCCCGUGCCAUCCCUUCCCACCGGACCUCCGGGUCCCUCGACCCCUCAUCCACGCCGCCGCCGCCGCCGCCGCCGCCGCCGCCGCCGCCGCCCCUUUUCACCCUCGACGACCGCCUAUACGCACAGGAUUUCUCCCCUGAUCGAUCCGCCUCCAACCUCCUCCCCGUCGCUCCAUCCCCAUCCCCACCCACGCGCGCUUCCUCCGCCAGCCGCCCGCCCUCAUGGGACCGGUCCCGCGGCAUCCCCCCCGGUCCGUGCUCGCUGGGUGACUGGCUCGUGGAGCCGGCCCGUAAAGAGGUCCUCGCGCUGCCCCCGCCAUCGCCGCCUCCUACUCGUGCGGCGAACGAGGAGGUGCGAUCGCCGGUGAUCCCGUUGCCUGCGCCGCCCAGGACGGCUCCAUCAGCGAGCGUCACGGGGGCCGACGGGGAGGAGUGGGUCACCGUGUUCGGAUUCACCGCGAGGGAGACCAACCUUGUUCUGCGAGAGUUUGGGAAGUGCGGAGUGAUACUGAGACACUGCUCUGGCCCAAGAGAUGGUAAUUGGCUUCACAUAUUGUAUCAGCACCAAUACGAUGCUCGAAGGGCCCUUGAAAAGAAUGGAAUCCAGCUGUUUAGUGGCGUUGCAAUUGGGGUUAAAAUUACUGAUCCAGCGCAGCUGCAAAUGGAUGAGAAGAUGAGUGAGAGCAAUUAUAAAGGUUUCAUGGUUUCCUUGCCUUCGAAAUCAUCUAUCCAGAAUGCAGGGGCAUCAAGCAAUUUAGGAGAUCUCCCACGUCCCUAUGACCCAAAAGCUGGCAGAAAUAUUAACAGAGACAUGGGUUGUUCAACAGGAAGUGUUGCCAUGCCAGCAAAAUCAGUAUUGGUGAAAACUAUGGACUUGAUUUUUGGCAUUUGA